Messenger RNA from Cylindrotheca closterium, 1401 nucleotides. Lineage: Eukaryota; Bacillariophyta; Bacillariophyceae; Bacillariales; Bacillariaceae. The record is from the annotation of a GenBank genome assembly.
AUGGGAAACAAGGCAAGGAGCAAGAAGGCACCAAGCAAAGGGAAGGGCAAUGGAAGCAAGAAGAAGAUAGCUUCAACCACUGAAACACCAGCAAAGCCCCCACCAAGACAAACCCGGGAGUCUCGGAGAAAGGAAAAGGUAUAUGAUGAUGAUUCAAGUGUGAGCAGUGAUGAGGACCUUGAGCGCAACGAGGAUGAGGAUGAGGAUGAUGAGUCCUGUCUGUCUCCUUCACCUAACGCCCGUAGUGGGACUACGACCUCACCAAGAACCGCAACUGCAACCACAGCUAUGGCAGUUGUGGCAAGUGGCAGAACCACAAAUGAAACAACAACUCCAACAAGAGGAGCUGCGGCAGCUAAUGCUUUUGAAGCCAGGUUCCAGCACAUGGAGAAUCUUCUGGAGAGAUUUUUUCAGGCACAAGGAAGACAACUGCCGUGUCAGGUGGUUCCGAGAACAGUGAGUGCUGCCAGAAGCGCUUGUUCCCCUGGAAACACUACCAUUACAAAUUCCAAUCGCUCAAUGGACAAGCAAGAGCAGAUCUUGGUCAUGAAGCUACCGCAAAACCAAGACGCAAUUAAAAAGGGUCUUUAUGCUUUUGUGAAGCUACAUACCUUCCGUCGCAUUAAGUUCCCUACUACUGAAGAGAAGGGAGUGCGGGAAUGCACCAAGGCAGUCCAGAAAAGUUAUGUCCUGUUACCAGAGGGUGUGGAUACAGAUGUGUUUGCCAGCGAGUGGCAAUCAAGUUUGAGAGAGAGACUGAGAAUGCUGAGAAACAACUGUCAAAACAGUGCCAAAAAGAAAUUUAUCAGUGACUGGAAGGAGGGGGUUGUGCCCCAAAACUUGGAAGCUAGCCUUGUGACCAACUACCGAGACUAUGCAGAUGAUGACGGAAAGGUGAGGGACAAUAGAAAGGACAACUAUGAUUCCUUCCUCUACUUCAUUGAUCGCAUCUUGCCAUCUGUCAAUGCAGAUGUCACUAAGUAUUAUGGUGAUGCAAGAUGUCAAUUUGGGUUGAGCAAUGCUUUCACUGUCACGGAUGAAGCAUUUGGACUUCUGAUGGUGGAGAACUACGUGGAACGGUGGAAGGCACUGGCCAAAGAAUGGCCCAGCAGUGACACCACUGAAGAUCAAGGACUGAAACGCAAACGCAUGCGUUCACUGGGUGGCAGGUACACUGGCAGUGAAAAGGGGAUGGUUGCAGGUGGAUGGGAUAAUGGUGGCAUCAAUCGUUUCAAUGAGUUAGCACAGAUGGUAAGUACGGCAAGGAAAAAGCUAGUAGAAACCAGGAAGUUGGAAAACAUAAUCAUGAAUCACUGGAGAGGAUUGGAAGGGGAUUCUGAACAAAGGCGCAAAAAGGCAAAGCAGCACAUUGUAACAGCAUAUGAGGAUGAAGACGAAUAG